AUGACGGCCAUAAAAUCAUACUUGGAGAAGGCUGAGAAACUUUAUACCCGAAGUACAGACGCUGAAAUCGUCCAAUUAAAGAAGUCAUUAGAGACCAUAUUUGAAGGAGUUGAUCAAAUCGAGCCAACCGACCGUGACCCUGAACUUGUGGCCCAUUUUGUCUUCGUGGAAAAUCAUAAGUUAUCCAACAAUGUUAAAACCGAAGACAUUGGAACUUUAAAAAAACCAACAAAAGCAGGUUAUUGUGAUAUUGAAGGCAAAGGACUGGAGGAAGGAAUAGCUCUCCGUGAAGCUCGCUUUACUUUGAAAACAAAGAACACCGAAGGAUGACAGUGUUACAAUCAAGGUGACCAUGUAACAGUGGAGAUUAGGGAUGAACAAGGACGAAAAUGCACGUCAAAAAUACAAAUAAAUGACUGUAAAGACGGACUCUAUCAGGUCAGAUAUUGUCCCAGAGAUCCAGUAAAAUGUCAAGUGACUGUAAAGGUAAAUGGGCAACAUAUUGGGGACAGUCCUUUCCCUGUACAUGUAACACCAUUUCAGUUCAAACCUGUACUUUCUUUCGGAAAAGAGGGCUCGUCUAAAGGAAUGUUUAGUUUCCUUGGCGGGGUAGCAGUAAAUGCUAAGAAUGAGAUUGCUGUAGCUGAUUCUAAUAACCACAGAGUCCAAAUUUUUAACAGUGAAGGAAACUACUUAAGAUCGUUUGGUCGGCAUGGUACCAAAAAAGGAGAAUUUGACUUUCUUACCGGAAUAACAUAUCAUAAUAAUGGGAAUAUUUUUGUGGCAGACUACGGGAACAACAGAAUCCAGAUUUUCAGUGGGGAGGGUGAGUACGUAGGAUCCUUUAGUGGAACAGGAAGCCUUGAUAGUCGGUUUAGAAACCCAAGAGGUUUAUCAGUAGAUAGUGAUGGGAAUAUCAUUGUCGCUGAUUCAGGUAACAAACUGAUUAAGAUCUUUUCUCCUAAAGGCACUUUUCUAAAGAAGAUAGGUGGGCAGGGCUCUUUUACUUUACCCAUCCACUGUAUUCAAUAUGAAAAAUAUCUCAUAGUGUCAGACUGUAGUGAACAUUCUAUUAAAGUGUUUGACAGGAAAGGAAACUUUCAAUACAAGUUUGGAAAGAAGGGUGCAGGGGACGGGGAGUUAAAUAAUCCUAAUUGUUUGUCGGUGAACAAAUCAGGUCACUUGAUGGUCUGUGAUAAAAAUAAUCACAGAAUACAAGUAUUUGAACUGAGUGGAAAGUUUUUCGGCAUGUUUGGAAUAAAGGGUGGCAAUUUAGGAGAGUUUAAUCAUCCAACCUCUUUAGCAGUUCUCAGCAAUGGCCAAAUUAUUGUUUGUGACUCUCAUAACGAUCGUAUACAGAUACUGGAAUAAACUUGUUAACAUUAUUUUGUACUAUUGAGCCGAACCAAAAUCAAUUAAUUAAUUUUGAGUUCAACCAUUGAAUGAAAAACAUUGGAGAUUCUGCUCAUUCUCUACAUGACCUUCUUUGUUAUUCUCAACCUUAACAAUAGUAAUUAUUCAGCGAGUAACUAGGUUUAGCCAAGAUAAGACUAGUCAUGAAUUACAGGAAUGGAAGUGGGCUUAAAAUAUUAAAAUUCAUUUUCUUUUACAUCAGAAAAUCUGCAGUAAUUUAAAGACAAACAUAAGACUUGUCAUAGUAUCAAGAUUAUAUAUUAAUUACGCGACGAGCGCAGUGGUCCGGAAACAUUCAUUCAAUCUGUAGCAUAUAUCAUCAAAUAGCCAGGAAGGGUGAUAUUACUGAUAUUACACAGUUCCCUAUAUAACAUCAUGCUGUUUUUAGGAGUUACUUUGUGGGAGAGUUAAGACCACUUUUUGUGCUCCGUUUUUGUUCGUAACUCACUUUGCUGGGAAAGAAAAAAUUAAAGAAAUGCAGGAGACAGUUUUCAUUAUAUAAUGAUAUAUAAUAUUGCCUUGUCUUAAGCUAAGGGGGGUAUGUCAUUAACGUUUAUUUACGAAGACAACGGCUUCUAUGUAAAUCAUCAGCGAGGCCUGCAGAUUUCAGUCGUAGAAAACAUAAUACAGUAAUCAGAAUGUGUUUAUAUGUUUUGUAAGAAGUGUCUUUUUUGGACAUUCCAAUAUUGUAAUGAAUAGAUUUACAACCUUGCUAAUUGUAAGAUGUUCCACUACUUUUUCAUGAGAUAAGUUUUCACCCUGGUAUAGAUUACCUAGUUGAUAGAGGUCGAAUCCAACCAAACUUAUUUCGUCUCGCAAUUUAGGACUUUCAAUAAUUUACUGUAAACGACUCACUGAGCUAUUUCGUGUACUUAGUAUAACAUCGUUUUGAGUCUUGAUGUAUCAUUAAAGACGUUAACGUUAUGAUUUGAAUUUAAGAUGAUGAUUAACAAUUUAAAGUUACUAUCAAAAAAUUGGGGUACCUUCUGGAGAAGGCAUCCACAGCCGCAACUAUAGAAGAAACCACAGAUUGAAGUUAUAUAACACUAUAAAACUUAUAAAGUAUACUUUUUGAGAAACAAAAACAUUGCAGAAAAUAUGGUGUCUAUAAUGGAAAAACACGCCAAUCACUUGGAGCAACUUGUGGACGAGCGAACAAGACAACUAAACGAAGAGAAAGAACGAACCGAGAAGCUGCUUAAUCGUCUUCUUCCACCGUAAGUUGGAAUUUACGUAUCUAUCGGAGUUGGAACUUUUGCUGAUAUUUGUUGUUAUUGUUAUAUAUAUUAGCAAACUGUAUAUUAUUGUCAUAACUGGCCUUUGGUUGGAUUUUUUUUUAUUUAAACUGCGCAAAUGAAAGGUAUUGAAAUAUAUAAACGCGGCUCAAAUUGAUUUCUUUAUUCAGUGGUUUCCAGCCUCGCUUUCGCGUAGCGUAGGCGACGAACAAGACCAAAAAAGGCGUAAAGGAUUUUGGUUAAUGCGUACUAGUGGAUCCUUCCCCUAAAAUGGUUAAAUUUACCAUUUCUCUCUGUCUGUAGGAUGGUCGCCAACAAUUGAAGACACGCAGCUCAGUCCAAGCUCAGAAGUUUGAAGAACUCACCAUAUUCUUUUGUGACUUUGUGGGAUUCACUAAGCUGACGUCUCUCAGCAAACCACCAGAGGUAUAAAAACGAUGAACAGUGUAUUCGAACUACGCUAAGUUAAGCUAAAAUUACUCUCGUGCAAUCAGUCUGGAAAAAAUUUCCCUUUGGCAAGCCCAUCUUGGCAAUGAAAUUGCAAAUAACUUUUUAUUCACCGAGUAUAAGGGGUCGCAGUGACUAAUAUUGGCCCGAGGUCGUAGCAGUGAGUGAUGUUUCGUGGAAACAGUUCAUAAGGCAAAAUACCAACCUAGUAACAACCAAUCAGAACGCCCGGUUUACCCUAAGCACUUCUUGCCAUAUAAUAAUGAAGCUUAUCAUCUACCAUGUCCUCCUUGCAAUGCAGAUUGUAGAUUUCCUGAACGAUCUCAACGUCGCUUUUGACGAGAUAAUCACACGAUUUGACGUUUACAAGGUAAGUGCUGAGUGCUUUUGAAAUGCCAUGCAUUCCCUCCUUCGUAUUUUUCAAGAUAAAACAAACAAAAAGUUUACAAUUAUACACCUUCAACUUGGUUACAAAGCAGAAGAGGCACGAGCACGCCAGAGUCAAGUGAGAGCCUGGGGUGAGACAAAGCUCUUAUCAGCUCUAGGCCUUCUGGUCAAAUCCAUUUUGCAAACUGCUGGAGUCGGAAAUUUCAAUUAUAAAUAGAAAUGGUACGGUUUAGACGCGGUUGUUGUGUAAAGAAAGAUAUUAUUCGUUUUCUUAGAAGCGCUGAACAAAGAGAAAAUCUGACAAUUUUUUCCAUGAUUAUCACUCCUUUAUCACAGUUUUUCCAAAGUUGACGCGGUCGUCCUCUUGCAAGGUCUGAGGACCAAUUUGUUUGGCAAGUACCCUUGUGGCAAUAACGUUCUUUUCAGGUCGAGACUGUCGGUGAUGCAUACGUUAUGGUCAGCGGAUGUCCUAAGUUGAACGGCGGAUAAGAAUGUUCAGUUGUUAACCAUGUUCAAGUAAACUUUGUAAAGAAGAUAUAGAGGCUCCAAUGCCGUUUCACAAGCAUAAUGUAUUCUUAUAUACUGUGCUGUGCUGACCCUCAGGUCCAGUUGUUGCUGGUGUAGUUGGCGUCACAAUGCCCCGUUUUUGUCUGUACGGCCAUACUGUUCAUAUCGCAUUCAAGAUGGAGAGCAGUGGCUUUCGUAAGUGCUCUGUUGUCGAGCUUCAGUUUAAAGAAAUAGCUGACUUCUGAGGAAUUGAUUUUGGGAAAAGCCAUAUAAGAUGUGCGCGCUCCCUUGCAAAUAUUUUUCCAAGCCCAAACGCUUCCAUACAAUCUGGAGGCUAGUCAAUAACGUUAAAAGAUCUCUUUUUUGGUUGAAAGUAAAUUCCCAACCCCACUCUAACAUAUAAAAUCGAAAAUGUUAAUUUAAAUCAGUGAUACAAUUUAGUUGUCAGAUAACGUGUCUAAAAAUCUUUUUCCUAUUUCCUUUUCAAACAAAUUUGUCGAUUGGGGAAGGUAGAGCAUAGAAUUCAAAAAGGAGUUCUUGAUAAAACCCUGAGGAUUUACUAUAAGGCCUCUGUUGCUUCGCCAGCUCAUCGUAUCCACGUCAGCCGAGAGUCCCGCGCCAAAUUGGUGGAGCUUGGAGGCUAUCAUCUCCAGGAGAAAGGCCAGGCACAGAUUAAGGUGAGAAAAUAACAUUUUGUAGAGGCUGUGCGCAUGUGCGUAUGUGCGCAUUCGAUUGGAUAAUCCUUCAGUAUCCCUGAAUCUUUCUCGUGUAGCUUGUCACCAGGCCCUUAUUAUUAUCAGCGCUGUGGCACGAACGUUUCUACGCCCGCGAGAAAGUUUGAGGUCAGUGAGAAUUCUGCAAGGGAACUAACUCUAAUCAGCACCAGACAACUUACAAUUACAGACCUCUUACCGGCUUGCGUUGCUCAAGGACCUCAAGGCAUCAAACUUUUUCGCUGGCACUGAAGGGCUAAUAAUGACGGCCUGGUCGCAUGCUGUUCAUGGCGUUUCUUUCGAAGACGUUGGUGAUCGUACAAUAACUUAACGGUGCUGAAAAGAAGCUUAAAUAUAUCAGUUUGUUUCCUGGACUCAUAAAGACAAAUGAACGCAUUGUACUCGCAAUAGCCAACGGGAACGUUCCCUAAGUGCGGAGAAAAGAAAUAUUUUAUCGCUCCAAAUGCAAAGUAUGUAGAAAGAAAACUCUAAAGGAAAACUCUUGCGAGGGCGUAAAGGGAAUUUGUCACAUUAUCAAUUAGGGAAAUCUUUUUCGGCAGCGUAAGUGGAGUAGUUAUUAUCAACAAUCAUACCUCAAUAAUGUAAAAAGGGAUUUGCUAGACUCUUAAAUUAGUUUAAACUAACCAGAUUUAACCUCGUUUCAUUGUGUUCUACAGAGACUGGGUCUAGUCACAACAUAUUGGCUGAUAGGAAAGGAGGGUUUUGACAAACCCCUGCCCGACCCCCCUGAGGAGAUAUCUGAGCCGCUCUUUGAGACUUUAGACGUCUAAUAUUAUGCAAGCUAAGAGCCGAGAAAUCAAAUGACCCUAUUCAGUUUUCUUUCUGCGAUUAAUGUAAGAUGCCAAUUGCUUUGUGUAUUUAAGAGAUUAAUAAUUAAUUCCUUACCUGAUAGAAAUUUAACAAAUGGCAUAAAUCUUAAGAUGGCACUGCUAAGUUUAGAGCAAACUAUCAAGAAACGUAUUUCUCGGCUGUUCUAACUGAAAAUAUUCUUUACAUGUAAGGAAAAUUCUUCAAGAGGGCAUUGGCGGAAAGGCCUACAAUUUUGACCUGGUCGUGAGGCGGGGCGCCACGCUUAGCGUUUUCCGUGUCUUUCUUCCUCCCUCCCCACCCUGCCUGGAUAUAAGUUUUGGGUUCACGUUUGAUCGUAUAACGUCACACUUGUAAAAACUAUGUAAUUAAAACAAUAAAACCUUCUCAAAGAAGCUGCUUAGAGCUGAAAUGGUAGCCUUGUUUUUGAAAUACCGCAUUACUUUCCUAAGUCAACUUUUUUAGUUUCUUGUAGCAAGAUCCACAACUGAGCGAAUUACAGCGAGUCCUGAUUAGUAUGUUCUGAUUACCUGCCAUAUAAAAUUGCAAUGUUUCCAUAUGUAAAGUUCCUACCUCUCAGAAACCACUGAAAGGAAAUGACCAAUGCCUGCCUAGUACAUGGUGACACCACAUUACAAAAUAGCACAAAACGUCAAGAAAACCUCCACCGAUUGUACAAGUUGUUGUGAAAUCAUCAAAAAUUAUCGUUUAAGUCAAAAUUGUUGGUAACAAUGGAAACAAUGCAUUUAUGGACUGAGAAAUCGAAAAAUUGGGAUUUUGGUUCACGCUGCUCUGUUAGAUCGUGUAAAGCUUGGUGGUACCUCCAGCCGUGCAUUUGAACGCCUUUGCUUGGGAAAGCUAACGGGACAUGUUUUGUUGCUCAAAAUGCGAGGUAUAAGUAAAAAAAAGCCAAAAGGAAGUCUCCUACGAGAUAGUUAAGGAAAACUAUCACAAUUAUUUAGGUAGAGCAAAUGGGACAGUUAUCAGGAACGACUCUUUAUGUUACUUAUCACUUCUGCAGAAGGGUGUAUGCUACAAUCUGAAGUCAGCCUGACCUUGUCAAUAGGUUGUGACCAGACCCAGUCUGGUCACAACCUAUUGGCUGAUAGGAGGGGAGGGUUUUGAUAAACCCCCCUACCCGACCCCUCUGAGGAGAUAUCUGAGUCAUUCUUCGAGACUCUAGACGUCUAUUAUGCAAGCUAACAUGGCCGUGAAAUCAAAUGGCUUUUUUUAGUUUCCUUUAUGAAAUUAUUGUAAGAUGCCGAUCGCUCUGUGAAUUUUAGAGGUUAAUCAUGAAUUUCUUGCCUAAUAGAAAUUUGACAAACCACUUGAAUUUUAAGAUGGCUCUGCUAAGCUCAGAGCAAACUAUCAAGAAAUACAUGUAUUUCUCCCGGCCGUUCUAACUGAUGAUAUUCUUUACACGAAAGAAAAAUCCUACAAAAACGCGUUGGCACGAAGGUCUACAAGUGGUCACGCGAUACGCCACACGAGAAACCACGCGUGUCGUGUAUUUCUAGCUCCCUUACACCUGGUCUGGACCUAGGUUAUGAUUUCACGUUUGAUCACCUUAGCCUAUGGCUUAUCACUGAUCACAGAAACAUCGCACUUGUGAAAAUGAUGUCAAUAAAACUGUAAAACCUUCUCGAGGCUUAGACCUAAAGUGGUAGCCUUGUUUUUGAAAUACCGCAUUCCUUUGCUGAAAAAUACUCCAUCUGCUGUAGCAAGCUUUACAACCGGGAGAAAUCAAUAAAGCGAAGCCUGAUGAUUGUGUUCUGAAUGCCUGCAGUACAAAAUAUCCUAAGCCUCCUCCAUACAAAUUUCCUUUCAAACGUUUUUACCCUUUUAAAGGGGAAUAUUAGUAGCAUUUCAUUGUGAAUAAACAGUCGACAGUCGACACGUAAAGUGAUCAGUGAUAACUUUACGUGUACCUCCGCCAACGUCAUUUACUGCAUAACUUGCACUUGUUGCAAUAAGUUAUACAUUGACGAAACAGGAAGACGACUAGGUGACCGAUUCCGAGAACACCUUCGCGACGUAGAAAGAAAUGACAAGGACGCAUCCAAACCAGUCGCUAUACACUCUAAUCUGGCUGAGAUAAAUUCUCACCACUUUUAUUUGGUUUCUCGUUUCUACCGAAAUUGACGCAGCAAUGAUCGUGGGCCAUGCUUCCUUGUAAUCUUCACUCAAGACAAUGUAAUGUAACACAACCCUAUACCUUAUGCCCGUACAGCCUCGAUUUGGUGCACAACGCAAUCCAAGAUGGUGCUGCGUGAUUAAGGUCUAUUAUGCUAUAGAUCCAGUUUUAAAAAUGCAUUUUAUUUAAGACCGUAGCACAAUCAAAUCCACGGCCAAUAAAGGACAGAGGAAACUUUCCCGGGAAGAUGCUGACUCAGACUCUUAACUCACUUGUCAGAGAGCCAGGAAUCCAAGGAAUCCUAGAUUUAAGUGUUUCUUGUAUUAACAAAGUUCUGUGAUUGGUUUAUAAACAAACCUGCUGUCAUAACAAAUAAUUAAUUCCGAGAAUAGCUAGAAGAAAAGUAGUCACAAGGCAUCAUUGUUUCGGUUUCAAUUCCGAGAAAAGCUGCUUUGCUCGAGCGUAUGAUCAGCUUUUAGUGAAAAACACAUGGAUAUCAAAACGCUGCUUCACAAUCUUCGCGACGAAGUUUCGUGCCUAGUGUGUACUAACGUGUACACCGAUCCAAAGCACCUUCCAUGUCUACACACGUUUUGUCUGCACUGCUUGAAACACUGGCACACAACAAGCCAUGGCCGAGACACAGUCAGAUGCCCGAAGUGUCAAGCUAUCAGCAGAGUGCCUGAAAGUGGCGAUCUCAAAGAUCUUCCUACCAGUUUUUAUCUGAACGGCUUGAUUGAUGUGUUGGCCAUUAAAGAGUGUAAAACCAGCCAAGUACGAUGUGGAAAUUGCGACAAGAAAAGCUCCGAGAGUUCUUAUUGUUUCCAUUGUUGCGUGUUUUGGUGCGACGAGUGCGUCAUUGGACACAACAUCAUUCGCAGCAAUAAAGAUCAUCGUGUCCUGGCGCUCAAAGACUUUCAAGACAAGGACUAUGAAGAUGUGAUGAAACGACCUGCUUUCUGUCCUAAGGAAGAUCAUAACAAAGAAGAGCUAAAGUAUUUUUGCGAAGAAUGUGAAACGCCAGUUUGCCAAAUUUGUGUCACAAUAGAGCAUGGUGGUCAUAAUAUAAACUUAAUCAAAGAAGAAGCCGAGAGACAAAAGACUGAAAUUAAGUCUUUCAUUGAAAAACAGCGACACAAUUUACAAGCAAAGAUGAAUGCCGUAAGCCGACUUGAUGAAGAAUGUUCCACACUGAUACAACAAGGCGAAGAUGUGAAGAGAGAGAUUCAAACAUUUGUUGACAAUUUAAUUGCUGUCAUUGAAGCAAACAAGAAAAACAUAUUCGCAGAGGUGGAGAAAGAAACAAGCAAGUCGAUUGAAAGCAUAACAAGGCAAAAGACCGAGAUCGAGCGUCAAAUGACGGCCAUAAAAUCAUCUCUGGAGAAGGCUGAGAAACUUUUCACCCAAAGUACAAACGCUGAAAUCGUCCAACUGAAGAAAUCAUUAGACACCAUCUUUGAAGGAGUUCAUCAAAUCGAGCCAACCGACUGUGACCCCAAACUUGUGGCUCAUUUUGUCUUCGUGGAAAAUUAUAAGUUGUUCAACACUGUCAAAACCGAACAAAUCGGAACUUUGAAAAAACCAACAAAAGCAGGUCAUUGUGAUAUUGAAGGCAAAGGACUGGAGGAAGGAAUUGCCAUCCGUGAAGCUCACUUUACCUUGACAACAAAGGACACCGAAGGAAGACAGUGUUACAAUGAACGUGACCAUGUAACGGUGGAGAUCAGGGACGAACAAGGACGAGAAUGCACGUCAGAAAUACAAAUAAAUGACUGUAAAGAUGGACUCUAUCAAGUCAGUUAUUGUCCCAGAGAUCCAGGAAAAUGUCUAGUGACUGUAAAGGUAAACGGGGAACAUGUCCGUGACAGUCCUUUUGCUGUGCAGGUAACACCAUUUCAGUUUAAACCUGUACUUUCCUUCGGGAAAAAGGGCUCGUCUGAAGAAAUAUUUAGUUUUCCAUGGGGGGUAGCGAUAAAUGCUAAGGAUGAGAUAGCUGUUACUGAUUAUUGCAAGCACAGAGUCAAAAUUUUUAACACUGAAGGAAAUUAUUUAAGAUCGUUUGGUCGGCGUGGUACCAAAGAAGGAGAAUUUCAAUUGCCUACCGGAAUAACAUAUCAAUAA
This is a messenger RNA of Pocillopora meandrina, 9785 nucleotides long. Lineage: Eukaryota; Metazoa; Cnidaria; Anthozoa; Scleractinia; Pocilloporidae. The record is from the annotation of a GenBank genome assembly.